CUUUGCGUUCUCGUUUCUCAACAACCAUCACGAGAAAGCAUCCAAGGUUCCAAAAACACGCACACCCCAAUCGAGACCAUGAACACAAUAAUCGAAGCAGAAGAACCCACAUGGCAAGAACUGCUCGGCAGCAACAGCUGGGAAGGCCUUUUGGACCCUCUCGAUCUCUCCCUCCGCAAACUCAUCCUCCGAUGCGGCGACUUCUGCCAAGCCACCUACGACGCCUUCAACAACGACGACAACUCCAAGUAUUGCGGCUCCAGCCGUUAUGGCAAGGCCUCCUUCUUCCACAAGGUCAUGCUCCACAACGCCUCCGACUAUGAAGUCGUCGCCUUUCUCUACGCCACUGCCAAAGUCGGCCAUCGCUCGGCCUUUCUUUUCCACUCCCACUCUCGCGAGUCAUGGGACCGCGAGUCUAAUUGGAUUGGCUAUAUCGCCGUCACCACCGACGGGGUCAGCCACACCCUAGGCCGGCGCGAGAUCUAUGUCGCGAUGCGUGGAACUACUAGGAGCUACGAGUGGAUUGACGUGUUGGAGGCUAAACUCAAGCCUGUGGUGUCGUUGUUGCGUCCAAAUGCGCGUGCUGAACACAGGGAUGAUGGUAGUAGUAGUGAUAGCGAUGGAGAUAAUGAAAAGGUGCCAAAAGUCAUGAAGGGUUGGCUUACUAUCUACAUGUCGGAGGACUCCAACUCGCUAUUCACCAAGAAAAACGCAAGAACGCAGCUUUUAACCAAGAUCGAUGAGUUGAUAAAGCAAUACAAAGACGAGGAAGUAAGUGUGACGUUAACGGGGCAUAGUCUUGUUUUUAUAACUUAA
This is a messenger RNA of Juglans microcarpa x Juglans regia, 816 nucleotides long. RefSeq names its product phospholipase A1-IIdelta-like. The coding region runs from base 79 to 816 and encodes 245 amino acids. Gene Ontology annotation, biological process: lipid metabolic process. The transcript has a single exon. Gene Ontology annotation, molecular function: glycerophospholipid phospholipase A1 activity. The record is from RefSeq and is a predicted model, not a curated record. Lineage: Eukaryota; Viridiplantae; Streptophyta; Magnoliopsida; Fagales; Juglandaceae.